AUGUCGAAGUUCGGCGUCCUAGCAAUGGGGCCUGCCGGCGCCGGCAAAACCACCUUCUGCACCGCCCUCAUCCAACACCUCCAGCACACGCACCGCUCCUGCUUCUACGUCAACCUCGACCCCGCCGCAACCUCAUUCGCUUACACGCCCGACCUCGACAUCCGCGAUCUGAUCUCCCUCGAAGACGUUAUGGACGAGAUGUCGCUCGGCCCCAACGGCGGCCUGAUCUUCUGCUUCGAGUUCCUCCUGCAGAACCUCGAUUUCCUCGCUACGCCCAUCGAGUCUCUCACUGAAGAGUUUCUGAUCAUAUUCGAUCUGCCGGGCCAGAUCGAGCUGUACACACAUAUCCCGCUCUUGCCGGAGCUGAUAAGAUACCUGAGUCGAAUGGGACCGCUGAAUAUCAAUCUGUGUGCCGCGUACCUGCUGGAGGCAACCAUGAGCGCCAUGGUCAAUAUGGAACUCCCACACAUCAACAUCCUCUCCAAGAUGGACCUGGUUCAAAGCCAAGUCAGCAGGAAAGAGCUGCGGCGCUUCACGGACCCAGACGCACGGUUGCUCGAAGACGAAGACACCGGCCGGAAUGCGCUGAGUGGGAAAGUAGAUGUCAACGUCCGUAAUCCAGCUGAGGUGGACAACGUGAUGAGCGGAGGAAGUUUUAAAGCGCUGAAUCGGGCUGUAGCGAGGCUGAUAGACGAUUUCUCGAUGGUCAGCUUCCUGCAGCUGGACGUGAACGAUGAGGAUAGCGUGGGCGGCAUACUGUCGUACAUCGAUGAUGCGAUCCAGUACCACGAGGCGCAGGAACCAAAGGAGCCGAAGGAGUUUGAACGAGAUUUCGAUCCUGACGAAUGA
Cyphellophora attinorum is the source of this 849-nucleotide messenger RNA. RefSeq names its product GPN-loop GTPase 3. The record is from RefSeq and is a predicted model, not a curated record. The transcript is spliced from 2 exons. Gene Ontology annotation, molecular function: GTPase activity. The coding region runs from base 1 to 849 and encodes 282 amino acids. NCBI's taxonomy places the organism in Eukaryota, Fungi, Ascomycota, Eurotiomycetes, Chaetothyriales, Cyphellophoraceae.